This is a messenger RNA of Pocillopora meandrina, 3261 nucleotides long. Lineage: Eukaryota; Metazoa; Cnidaria; Anthozoa; Scleractinia; Pocilloporidae. The record is from the annotation of a GenBank genome assembly.
AUGUAUCCAAGCCAGCAAUCUCACCACAAACAAAGCGUUACCAUAUCCAUGCAGCCUCAAUGUGGUAUCCCUAUACACCCGAUACAAGAAGCCGAUACAAGAAGCCACCAUCAACAUUACAGAUAGAAUCCAGGACCCAAUACUCCACCUCUCCAAACAAGACAUCACAGAUCUCCGCCAAGUCAUGCUAAACAAUAUGUACUUCUCCUUCAGAGAUCAAGUUUUUUACCAAAGCGAAGGCCUACCCAUGGGUUCUAGCAUUUCAGGCAUUCUGGCCAUAAUAUUCAUGGACAGACUAGAAACCAUCACCCUCUCAUCGCACCUAAUGAUAAGCCCUUACAAGAGAUAUGUUGACGACAUUUAUCUCCAAACAACUAGUGAAGAAACAGCAGACCAUUUCCGCCAUAUAAUAAACAAUGUGCACCCUAAUUUGAAAUUCGAAAUUGAAAAAUCACAAACAACACCUAGGGGCCUGUCAUUAUCAUUACUCGACUUCAAAGUCACCAUAUUCAAGGAUGGCAACAGCUCUUUUGAAUUCUACAAAAAACCAGCCAAAAAACCGCUAUUCAUCCACCAUCAAUCAGCUAUUCCUACCAAAUCCAAAGUCAACUUCAUUCGCAACGAAUGGAAACACAUCGAGGGCAGAUGCUCCUCACAUGUAUCUGCAACGUAACACCUGAACAUAUUCAACGACAUCUUCUGCCUUAACGGUUAUCCAGAGAACAGUAUAGAGCAAACAAAACGCCCACAAAACCCUCAACGAAACCCUCACCCUACCAAUACAGAAUGCUCAUACCUUAAGAUCCUGUACAUUUCUGAACAACUAAAUCGCAAGAUCACUAACAUUUUUAGAAAAGAAAACAUCCCCGUACGUAUUGCCCACAAAUCCUACAUGCUAAGACAAGCCCUAUUCCACACCCCCAAGGAGUGCAAAUGCACUAGAGACAAAUCCCCUAUCUCUAACACUGUAUUGUGUUUACGGUGAAAUGCAGUAUACCAGCUCACAUGUAACAGCUGCGAUCAACAAUGCAUUGGUAGCACGACACGCUUCAUCCACGACCACGUAAAAGAACAUCUCAAUAAUAAAAACUCUUCUGUGAAAACUACAUAUCUUUUCCUGCCAGAACAAAAACUAUAAAGGCUUUGACGUCAAGUUUAUUAUUAGCGAAAACGACCCCGCUAAUCUACGACUUUAUGAAGCAUUUUACAUUAGAAAGUGCAAGCCUACACUCAAUUCUCGGGAAGAAUGUAGUGAAUUCGUAGACCUUCUAUUUCAGUAUUUUAUCUUAUGGACCAUUUUUUAGAACUUUUAGAGGUCCUUUGUCUGGGAACGGUCUGUCAUUGGAGCCUUGUGUUCCAUUCACAGUUUAUUUCUAUAGCUUUCAUACAUAGUCACAUCUUUUACACAUUUCACCCUACACUUUCUUUGCAUAUAUAUGGCGCGCCCGGAUUAUUUUCUCAUCUUGGAGUUUAUAUUUUACUUUUUAAACAGCAGUUUAAGGCCUCAUCAGAACAAUUUUAUAAUUCUAAUUAUGCUGCUGAAGGACAACAUGAACGGAUUAUAUAAUGAUUUUGUUGUGUAAGAAUUAUAUAAGGUUCAGUAUACCUCUCUUUCUUAUCCAAGUGUGUACUGAAAAUCAUACUUUCGCAACACAAAGUGUAAGGUUAAUGGUACAAGUAAUUUAACAUACUUAGAAAGAAGCUCUGAACCAGACAUAUUUGGUAUGAUAUAAUAUUUUCUAGCCCAAAGAAGUUACUUGUGGCAAAUAUUUGGCAAAUUGCAUUGCAUAUCGAAUAUAAGAUGGUAUAAUGAGGCAGUAUAUAUUAAGUAUACGGAAUGAUAUACUGAUGUGUAAUGCAUUCGAUGGUUAAGGAUAUACUUGACAUACUUGUCCUUAUCCUUGUGUGUAAUAAAAAUUAUACUUGACCAUACACAACGUGAAAGGUUUGUUGUACAAGUAAUUUCACAAAUUUAGAAAGAAGCUCUUAACAGGAUAUAUUUUGUAUGAUAUAAGAUCUUAAGACCCAUAGACAUUACUUUGGGCAGUAUAUGUUGCAAACUGUCCAUAGUCUCCACCAUUGACUGUUUUUUCUUUGGUGUAUGUGUUGACUACUCAUUCCACAGUAAUUGUGAAGAAAAGCUCCCUUCCACUGACAGUCGGCCAACUGUCGGCCAACAGUCAGCCGACAGUUGGCCGACAUUAAACCGACAGGUAACCAACAGGUUAGUGACAGGUGGUGAAAAAGCUUUAUUAGACACCAUAUUUCCAUUUUACAAAACUGAACAAAGCAGACAUGUGCAUUUUUACAUUCAAAACUUGAUGUAAAACGUACUAUGAAUGCUUAAAAUUCUUCAAAAUGCCACUAAAACUAAAAAGGCACAUGAACGUUUGCAGUGCAUUCGACGAAAGUGUGUUUAUAUUCUCCAUCGAAGAAUGAAAUUGAGAAUCGCCCUAUAAUGCAAUGCGAUCCUAAUUUUUGGUAUAUUGGUAUGUCAUAUAUGUAUAAAUGAUAUAUCAUGAUUUUGACAUGAAAUGAAAUGAUCCGUGAUAGCGUUUUCUUUACCAAUAACAGGUAUUCUUCUUGUCUGUUUUUCAAGAAAGAUUUUAUCACUAUAGUUCUAAUUUGUGUCACUUACUUUGAGUCUUUUGCAGGUUGCGUGCUUUGUACUUUCCCCGUUAUAGAAAAGCUAUUGUAUAUCCAAGUUAAUACCGAAAAAAAAAACUACGUGUGUUCGAUUCUUGACAAUUUUGGUCUUCUAAAUUAAUCCAAUCACAUUAUAAUUUGAUUUUGCACAUACUGCUUUACAUCACGUUGCAUAUGUUGCUUAAAACUGUACAAUUAUUUAGAAUUUUAUUCAGGGACUUCUUUCUGCAAUUGUUACAUUAAAUUCAACUACUCCUAAUCAAAGCGAAACGAACGACAAAAUACACGUUGGUCAUAGCUUUUAUUACAUUUGGUGGCUCCAAAAGGAGCCUUUUUUUUAAAGCAGGCUCAGUUGAGCGGGUAGAAUUCUGUUAUGUCACCUAGCAUGUUCCCGAAGUAUUCACACGGGUAGACUUUUCGCCAGUUGAACUCGUCAAGAUAGGACGGAAGCUUGCCUCUGGAGGUUCCGAUCAUCACCAUCAACUUUCUCUUCACCUGACUCCAGACUCCCUAGAUAGUGUUCGUGUGGGCUCGUGUAUAAGGAUUGACAAGGUUCUCCGAGUGGUUGACCAUGAAGUGGAUGUAGCCCAGGUUGUUUUGUUGAGGUUGAAGUAA